Messenger RNA from Ictalurus furcatus (blue catfish), 1262 nucleotides. RefSeq names its product enoyl CoA hydratase domain containing 3 (gene echdc3). Gene Ontology annotation, cellular component: mitochondrion. Gene Ontology annotation, molecular function: hydro-lyase activity. The transcript has 5 exons. The coding region runs from base 110 to 1033 and encodes 307 amino acids. The record is from RefSeq and is a predicted model, not a curated record. NCBI's taxonomy places the organism in Eukaryota, Metazoa, Chordata, Actinopteri, Siluriformes, Ictaluridae.
CUCUCUCUCUCUCUCUCUGUGUUUUAACUGGUUGUAGACGGGGAUUUUUACACCUUCCCCUUGAACGCUGCAUUACUGACGCUGCCAAGUUGACUUUUAUUAUGAACUGAUGGCUUUAACCCCGCUGCUCUUGGCAGCUAAUUUCACUGUCGUGUCUCAGGUAAACAUGUCUCAGGUGGUCUUCAGCAGGUUCUCCAGCUUCUGUCGUUUGUCGGCGCGGAGGUUCUGCACCCAGGCGACUUCCCCAUUAACCAUUCGUGAGCAAGAGGACGGGAUAAGGAGGAUCAUUUUGAACAACCCCAAGAAGAGGAAUGCUUUGUCUCUCGCCAUGUUAACCUCUUUGCAGGAGAACAUCCUGUCUGGUAUAGACGACAAGGACCUGAGAGUCAUCAUCAUAGCAGCGCAAGGUCCGGUGUUCUCCUCGGGUCACGACCUUAAGGAGCUGACCUCGGUUCAGGGCAGAGAUUAUCACACCAGAGUGUUCAGGGUUUGCUCAGAGGUCAUGACCCUGAUUCAGGACCUCCCGGUUCCCGUGAUCGCGAUGGUGAACGGUAUUGCCACAGCGGCAGGAUGCCAGUUAGUUGCCAGUUGCGAUAUUGCCGUGGCGACGGACAAAUCAAGCUUCGCGACUCCCGGCGUGAACGUCGGCCUGUUCUGCUCUACUCCAGGAGUGGCCAUUGGAAGAGCUGUUCCUAGAAAGGUUGCGAUGGAGAUGUUGUUCACAGGCUGCCCAAUCACGGCGCAGGAGGCUUUGCUACACGGACUGGUGAGUAAGGUGGUGCGCGAGGAGUGUUUGGAGGAAGAAACGCUGGCCAUCGCACGCCGAAUCUGCGAUUCUAGCCGCCCCGUGGUGGCUCUCGGAAAAGCGGCCUUUCAGAGGCAGAUGGCGCAAGCACGAGAUGCUGCGUACGCCACUGCCACAGCUGUCAUGGUGGACAAUCUGGCGCUCCGUGAUGGGCAGGAGGGAAUCCAGGCUUUUCUGGAGAAACGCCGGCCUCUGUGGACCAACAGCACCGAGAAAGCACAUGACUGACCAGUAACAAACCACACGGGUGGCUCUAAAACAAACACCAACAAGAAGAAAGCACCUUUGGAUGUAAUUAGAUUGGAGACAAAGAUGGAAAAGUGUGUAUUCAUAAACAAAGUGCCAAUUUCUGUAUUGUGUGAUGGCAGGUUUGGGAUAACAGAGUGAGGUCAUGUUAGGAUCUUAACUGUAAUAAAAACAGGCAAAAAAAAAAAAAAAAAAACACUUACCCACUCAC